AGCGGCUCCGGGGACAACUCCGGGGACACCCAUGGGGCGCGGGCGGCCCUAGGCUGCUCGUCGGCCGCAGCAUGCCGGGCCCCCUGCGCCUGCUGGGGCUGCUCUGGCUCUGCAGCCUCUGCCGCGGCUACUUCGAGGGGCCGCUGUACCCGGAGAUGUCCAACGGGACCCUGCACCACUACUUCGUGCCCGACGGGGACUACGAGGAGAACGACGACCCCGAGCGGUGCCAGCUGCUGUUCCGGGUGAGCGAGCAGCGGCGCUGCGGGCCGGCGGCGCCGGGCGGCGGGCUCAGCCUGCGGGAGGAGCUGACGGUGCUGGGGCGGCAGGUGGAGGACGCGGGCCGGGUGCUGGAGGGCAUCGGCAGGAGCAUCUCCUACGACCUGGACGGCGAGGAGAGCUACGGCGCCUACCUGCGCCGCGAGUCCGCGCAGAUCAGCGACGCGUACUCCAGCUCGGACCGCUCGCUGAGCGAGCUGGAGGGCAAGUUCCGCCAGGGGCAGGAGCAGGGCGGCCGGGAGGAGUCCCGCCUGGGCGACAGCUUCCUGGGGCUGCUGCUGCACGCCCGCGCCCUGCUCCGAGAGACCCGCCACAUCUCCAGCGGGCUGCGCGACAAGCACGACCUGCUGGCCCUCACCGUGCGCAGCCACGGCGCCCGCCUCAGCCGCCUCAAGAACGACUAUCUGCGCUCCUGAGAGCGCAUCCCGCCCCGGCUGGAGCCGCGCAGCCCGCCCCGCCUUCAAACGGGACCCCCGGCCCUGCCGCCAACCCCCCCAACCCGGACGGCACAGCCCCAGGAGCACCUCCUUGCACACAAUCCUGGGUUGGGAAAGACCUCCCGGGAUCACCGAGUCCAGCCUUCGACUGAAUACCGCCACCCUGCCCACUAAACCAUGUCGCGAAGUGCCACAUCUGCUAAUUUUUUGGACGCUUCCAGGAAUAGUGACUCCACCAAAAUGCAUCCUUCUUCGUGGAAAAA
Empidonax traillii (willow flycatcher) is the source of this 979-nucleotide messenger RNA. It is a transcript of the gene FIBIN, whose product is annotated as fin bud initiation factor homolog. The transcript has a single exon. Bases 72 to 695 code for a protein of 207 amino acids. NCBI's taxonomy places the organism in Eukaryota, Metazoa, Chordata, Aves, Passeriformes, Tyrannidae. The record is from RefSeq and is a predicted model, not a curated record.